CUGUUGCUGCCUACCCUGUAACAGGCCAAAGACUCAGAACAAGGAGUGUCUUUUGGGAAGGUACCUUUAUCUCUUUUCGAUGAGGAGGAGAUUGCAAUCUGGUGCUUCUCCAUUUCCAUGCUGUGAUUGGCUGUUUCCAUCAGAGUGGGGGAACACGGUGUGGCCCACCCUUCUUUCCUCCUGUGGAACUUAUUUGCAUAGUCCAAACACAAAGUUAGAAAAGUGUCACAAAGGUUUUACCAAUGCAUCAUUCACUUACCAAACCACAACCAGAAUACCCUUGGCAAUGUUACAAACACAUUAAGUCCAAACAUGAUGGAAGAUUGAACUGUCAUGCAUGCAUUCAUUUGUCCAUCAACAGCUGAGUUUGUGUAAGAUGUUGCACUACACGUCGCUGUCACUAAGAAUACUUAUUUCUCUGAAUAAGUAGGAUGUGUGUGUUGUAGUUUGCAUCAGUUUAAGGUUUGAGAACAUAGUUAUGAAAGGAUUUGGAUGAAGCUUUGUGAUCUCUCUUUGUUUCACCCACUGCUGCUGCAUCCAGAGGUCCUAAGGAAUUUUUAUGGCAGUCACAGGCCAAAACCUUAGGAAUCAGUCUGUUGGUGGGUGAAGGGCAGAAACUGCAUUUGACCAAUGAGAAGUCCUGUCCUUCCCGGGCUUUUUACCAAAGGUCUUCUUCUUGCCCUCUAAGAGGUGGACAGUUUGCUUAUGUUAGUCCACCAAGAUCCAAUCAAAAUGUAGCAAACCUUUGUCCACUAUUGAGGUCAGAGAGGGGCCCCGCCAUAAACUGGGCCCUGGAAUGUGCUGUCCACUACACAAGUGUUUUUGCCUUAGUGUUUCCUUUUAUUCUUAUUAUUUGCAUUUAUUUACGAUCAUAGUUGGUCCAUUUAUCGGAAUAUUUGGUUGAUUGUAACCAUUGUCGAGAUUCGCUGUUUCUUGAUGUCCGUAUGUGCCUAAUAAUGCAGUAAUGCAAACAUUUUCUGUAUACAGCACAUUUAUAAAGCAAUCUCAUUGUCACAACACUGCAGGAUGACAGAUCUCCUAUAAUCAAUAACAUGAAAUUACUGCACUGAUAAAUUACAGCUGAAAACAACAACCACUAUGUGACUGAAUCCAGAUAUGCAGCAUGAGUAACAUGAGUAAAGAGCCUAAGGGGAAUCAAACACUUGUUUAUUUAAGAAUAUGCAUACGUGCAGUUUCAUAUCCUGAUGCAGAGAUUCUAAGAAAAUGUAAAUAUAUCUGACUGGGUUAUGCAAUAAUCUGUGGUUAAAGGGGUCAUGACAGUGGAAAUUAAAUAUUUAAUAAUUGUACACGUGUAUUGAUUCAUUUAAAAAAAAAAAAAAAAAAAAAAAGUUUGUAUAAAAGCUAUAACUUCCCAGAAGCAUUGCAGACAAUUUUUUAUUUAUUUAUUUAUUUAUUUUUUUGUGAUAUAAAAAGAACUCAUCAGCUUCCUCAUCUGUUGGUUUAAAUACUGCUGUUGUCACUGCUCCUCUCGUCAUUGUUCCUGAGCUUCUGAAGAACCUCACAAAAAGACAACAAUAACAGCUUAUUAGAUAUACUGGAGAGAUUCGACUGAAUCAAGAUGCUGCUGAUGAUUGAAGCUCUUCUUCUCAUUUCAGCUACUCUACAGGAUCACAGAGCUUCUGCCACUGAUGGACAGAUAUUUCCAUUGGAUAUGGCUCUAGAUUCUGUUGAUGACCUUUAUGUCGGUUGCAAAAAGAGCAUGGCUUGUCUGGUUGAAAGAGUAUUGCUAGAGAAUGAACUCAAUAACUCAUUUAAAUUCAGAACAGUUUGGAAGGAUGCUCUAAAUAAUUAUGAAGAGCAGCGUCUGACCGGCCAGCCCCGAGAUGGCGUCUCCUCCCCAGCCAUGGAGGAAUUAUUAAAACAUCUCACGGAAGUAAGCAUCCGUCAACAACAAAUUGUAGAGCACAUGGCCGCCCGGCAAGGAGAGGUGGAACGGGAGAUCGCCGCCCUCCGUACCGCCUCUGCCCAGCGGGUUCCGCUGCCUGACCCCCACGUUCGAGCCCCGACACUGCUGCCGAAGAUGACGGCUCACGAUGAUGUGGAGAGCUUCCUCCUAAUGUUCGAGUCGACGGCAAAUCAAGAAGGCUGGCCACGGGAUGAAUGGGCGCGCGCGCUGGCACCGUUGUUAACGGGAGAACCACAACGGGCAUACUUCUCCAUGCCGCCGGAACUGAGGGAGUCCUACGAGGAGUUAAAGAAGGAAAUCCUGUCCCGGGUGGGCCUGUCGCCCAUCGCGGCCGCCCAGCUGGUACAUGACUGGGAAUACUCCAGCCGGUUGCCAGCCCGCGCCCAAGCCGCCGAUCUGUCCCGCCUCACACGGCACUGGCUACUGGCAGGAGACCCCAGCGCCGCCCAAGUAGCCGAACGGGUCGUAGUGGAUCGUCUUCUCCGUGCGCUCCCUCGUCCGAUUCGGCAGGCAGCCGGCAUGAGGAACCCACUCACCGUGGGAGAGCUGGUGGAGGCCCAACGUCGCGAGGCUGGGAGGCGGCGCCCCAGGAGCGACGCCCGCCUUCGGGCAUUUAUUGACCUCACCUUGUCAUGUGAUUCUUCCACCAGCAUGGCUUGUCUGGUUGAAAGAGUAUUGCUAGAGAAUGAACUCAAUAACUCAUUUAAAUUCAGAACAGUUUGGAAGGAUGCUCUAAAUAAUUAUGAGCUUCCAGAAGAUGAAUUGAAAAUGUUCCAUUCAGUUGCCAUUUAUGUGUACACUAACUCACGUUAUGAUCUAUAUCAGGAUUUUAAUAAUGCUGUCCGUAGUGAUCAACAAAAAUACAAAGACAAGACAUAUACAUGGUAUACACUUCAGUUUUUGCUAACAGAAGCAAUACAGAUUCUGAAGGAAACACAAAAUGGAUGCAAGUCAACUUAUCGUGGAACAAACGCUGAAUUCAAUAAGAAUGUUCUGAACAAACAGGUUCGUUUUGGCUCAUUUACAUCCUCCUCUCUUAGUAGUACAGUAGCAGAAGAUUUUGGAGAUAAGUCUUGUUUUGAAAUCACAACUUGUGAAGGUGCUGAUCUAACAAAAUAUUCUACUUUUCCUAAUGAGACAGAGGUGCUGAUUCCUCCAUAUGAGGUGUUUAAAGUUAACGAAAUCAAGACAAGAAGUGUUCAGAAAGAUCUCUGGUGUGAAACUGUAUUUGUGUUGGAAAGUAUUGGAGUAAGAAGUGACCUGAACUGUUAUCUGUUCAAGAGACCAACCGAGUCUAUAACAAAUUUAGGAUUUAGGAAGCAUCAAUUUAGACACUUUUAUCAAAAACGACGUAGAUUGCAUUCAAGUUAUAGAGAUGUUAAAUCCAGCUUCCAAAGAAUUUAUGAGGACCCUUUGACCUUGGCGAUGCGAUUCUGUGCUUCUGUUUGAGCUGUUGUAAUACUUCAAAUGUUCAGUGCUGAUUUACAUUAUUACAUGAGUUGCAGUAGUUCCACACAAAUCAAUUAAUUAACUACAAACAAAUAAUUUCGCCACCUUUGUCAGAAAAUAUGAUUUGUUCAUAUAAUUUUUAAAUGAAGGAUUUUAAGAUCUCAUUUUAUUUUGAUUGCAGCCUGUGUGCAGCUUCAAGAGAGCAAACAUAUAUCUCUUUUGCACUUCACAUUUUUCUGUCUGUCUCACUGUCUAAUUACUUAAAAUGUAUCAAUUUAAUACUUUUAAUGUUUAUUUUACUUUUCUAUUGCUGUUUAAUAUUAAGUUACAUAAUGUGUGUUAAGUUAGAGACCAGUCAAUGUCUCUAAACAUUGUUUUCAGCAUCAUAUGUCUGUAAAGCAGUCAUUUUUCAUUUCCUUAGCUUUUUUUAAUAACACUUGUUGAAUGCAACUAGAUUAUUCAAUAAACUCUGCUAAUUUU
Molecule: messenger RNA, 3856 nt
Organism: Onychostoma macrolepis
Lineage: Eukaryota; Metazoa; Chordata; Actinopteri; Cypriniformes; Cyprinidae
Exons: 6
Coding region: 1580-3376 (598 amino acids)
Molecular function (GO): NAD+ poly-ADP-ribosyltransferase activity; NAD+-protein-arginine ADP-ribosyltransferase activity
Source: RefSeq, a predicted model, not a curated record